AGAUCUGAGCAGCAACAGCUUAGGGGGCUCCAUUCCUCCCACGCUCGGCCUUCUCACCAACCUCGCCUCACUUCAUCUUGGGAGCAACGCCUUGGAUGGGACAUUGCCAAUGGAGCUCACUUUUCUUUCUGCCAUUUCAUACCUGAACAUGACUGCAAAUAGACUAAGAGGUCGAAUCCCAGGAGGCAUAUCCCAACUCAAUGAGCUUGCAUUCUUUGACCUCUCAGCCAAUCAGCUUGAUGGGUUGAUUCCACUAUCCAUUGGCAACCUUUCCAGCCUUGCUGAAUUGAACCUCAGCAGCAACACUUUGGCAGGCAGCAUUCCCAACCGCCUCUACGGCCUCUCUUCUCUGCGAUCCCUGUCACUUUCUGGGAACCUUCUGUCUGGAUCUUUGUCUUCAAGUGUGGCGUCCUUGGCUGCCAUGCAGGCUCUGUAUCUGGGUCAAAACAACUUCACAGGAUCCAUCCCACCCGUUCUUGGACGACUGACGAAUCUAACUCUCCU
Closterium sp. NIES-65 is the source of this 504-nucleotide messenger RNA. The record is from the annotation of a GenBank genome assembly. NCBI's taxonomy places the organism in Eukaryota, Viridiplantae, Streptophyta, Zygnematophyceae, Desmidiales, Closteriaceae.